GCGUGUCUGCUCUGUUCUUCUUCUCGAUUCUUCCUCCCGACAAGCCCCCAAGCCACGGACUCUCUCCCCCUUGAAAAACCCGGUGAGAUCUUGAUGAAUUUCUCCUUCUUUUCUUGUUCUUGAACCCAGAAACUCCCCCCUCUCUGUUGGAAAUUCCAGAUCUGCUCUGCGUCUUUUCCCCCUUCUGCUGUUCGUCGGCUUCAGCUUGUGGGUUUGAAAUUUGGGCAUUUUUCGGGUAAGCCACAGCCGUGAAAAUCAUCUCUUUAGCUUUGAUUUGGCUUGGGUUACUCUAAUCUCUGUUUUGGUUCUUGAAUUUGGGUUAAUUCCGUGAGCUCCCCCCCCUGCACUUGCCGCCGACUUCUUCUCCCUGCUAGCUCCGGUUUUGCUUGUUAAAUUCCGGUUCUGAUCGUUCUGUCACCGUAGCACUUGGGUUAGCCUUCUAUUCUGUGCGAGUGAGGAAGCGAAACCGAGGACGGGGAAACCGAGGGGAGUGACGAAUCAGAAGGCUAGCCAUUCAAUUGGGGUAUAAGUUUUAGAUUUUAUCAUCCUUUUGUAAGGUUGAUUUUAUUCAUGAGAUUUUGUGAUUUGGAUAAGUUUCGAGCCUUGUGCACUUGUGGGACCCGUUUCACGAGUGCACGGCGUCUGUCGCGCCUCGGAUUUGGGUUCUGGGGCGUGACAAUAUUAAAUUAAAAUAUAUACUAAUUAGUGUCUUUUUUGGCAAUCAUCUUGAAAAGAUUUUUGUACUUCUUUUUUUUCUUGUUUCUUUCUUCUUUUGUCUUUUGUUCUCUUUGAAUUUCAAUUAAACAUAAAUAAUAAUGAAUAUUGAAGCGAGCAUCUAGCUCCUACAUCAUGCUAUUAUUCAUUCUUUGAAUUUCAAAGAAACAUAAAGUGUAAAC
Rubroshorea leprosula is the source of this 896-nucleotide messenger RNA. The record is from the annotation of a GenBank genome assembly. Lineage: Eukaryota; Viridiplantae; Streptophyta; Magnoliopsida; Malvales; Dipterocarpaceae.